This is a messenger RNA of Ictalurus furcatus (blue catfish), 1558 nucleotides long. RefSeq names its product sulfotransferase 6B1. NCBI's taxonomy places the organism in Eukaryota, Metazoa, Chordata, Actinopteri, Siluriformes, Ictaluridae. Gene Ontology annotation, cellular component: cytoplasm. Gene Ontology annotation, molecular function: sulfotransferase activity. The coding region runs from base 280 to 1179 and encodes 299 amino acids. The record is from RefSeq and is a predicted model, not a curated record. Gene Ontology annotation, biological process: sulfation. The transcript is spliced from 7 exons.
UGCAUAAUUUGUGCCUGUACUCCUUACAAUGCAUACUGCACCUGAAAACCAUGUAAUCAUGAUUCUAAGUCAAAGAUCUAUGAAUAGAUAACAUAACCAGAAACACCCAGAGAACUCUUUCUCACGCGAUCCCUUCCUACACACGCAUGCACGCACACACACACACGCUCACACACUCACACACACACACACACAUACACACACAUACAUAUACUUCCUCUCACACCAUUCUACAGGCAGCAGCAGCAGAGAUCCCGUGCCUGAAGCAGCAGGAACAAGAUGUCUGCUCCAACUUUUGCAGCAAACAUAAAGUCCAACAUGGAGCGGGGCAUAGAAAUGAAGGAUGAGGAGAAGCUUUACAAGCGAGACGGGAUCCUCUACUCCACGAUCAUGAGCCCACCAGAGAACCUAGAUGCCCUUAAGGACCUGGAGGCCAGGGAGGAUGAUGUCAUGCUGGUAGCAUAUCCCAAAUGUGGCUGUAACUGGAUGGUAGGAGUGUUGAGGAAAAUUAUGACUACAUGUGGAUACACUCUCUCUGAAAGGCCCCCUCUGAUCGAGUUCCACUCUCCAGACGCACAGAAGAGUGCAGCCCAGAUGCCAUCCCGGCGUUUUUUUGCGACUCAUUUGCAUCCUGAUUACAUCCCUCUUUCAUUUAAGACCAAUAAAACAAAGAUGUUGGUGGUGUUUCGAAACCCCAAAGACACCGUCGUCUCUUAUUACCAUUUCAUGAACAAAAACCCAGUGCUGCCCAAAGCCGAGUCCUGGGAUAAAUUCUUCUCUGACUUCAUGUCCGGUGAAGUGGGCUGGGGUUCAUAUUUUGACCACGCCCUGGCCUGGGAGAAACACAUGGACAACCCUAAUGUGUUGAUUGUGACCUACGAGGAGUUAAAGGAGAACCUUAAUGAGGGUGUAAAGAAAAUCACAGACUUCUUCAGCUUCCGUCUGACAGAUGAACAGGUCAUGGUGAUUGCCGGAGAGAGCACAUUCAGUGCCAUGCAGUCAAGCUCUAUAUCUUCUCAUGGAAAGUUUGGCAACGUCUUUUUCCGAAAAGGUGAGGUAGGAGACUGGAAGAACCACUUCAGCGAGGCUCAGAGUAAGCAGAUGGAUGAAGAGUUCAAGAAGAAACUAUCAGGAACCAAACUGGCAGCCAAACUUAAAUACGAGCAGUACUGUCAGUGAUCUGAAAUAAUAAACACUCUGAAAUCACAACAGUGAUUUUUAGGCAUAAAUAAUUAACACAUUGCACUUUGAGCUCACAUACAGUAUAUUAAUUAAUUUAAACUCCAAUAUACUGUGGUAGAUAGCUAAAAUGACAAUAACUCAAUAGUUUGCACAGUGACUUAGGACUGUCACUGUCCUAAUCUUUAUGUACCUGACUGUGUAUAAGAUGGUUAUCACAUCUGGACCACUCCAUGCUAUAUAUACACCAUUAUCCUGAUUUUUAUUGUUGCUUCUUCCAGUCCAACAUGGCUGACAGUGACAGAUGCAGCAUGUCUCAGGCAUUUCUGUCUACAUUUUCUACAGAAAUACUCAACUCAAAUAAAAAAAGACUGUAGCA